Molecule: messenger RNA, 390 nt
Organism: Maudiozyma barnettii
Lineage: Eukaryota; Fungi; Ascomycota; Saccharomycetes; Saccharomycetales; Saccharomycetaceae
Gene: SEN15
Product: Sen15p
Exons: 1
Coding region: 1-390 (129 amino acids)
Biological process (GO): tRNA-type intron splice site recognition and cleavage; tRNA splicing, via endonucleolytic cleavage and ligation
Cellular component (GO): tRNA-intron endonuclease complex
Molecular function (GO): nucleic acid binding
Source: RefSeq, a predicted model, not a curated record
AUGUGCAAUCCAAGCAGUAAAGAUGGUUUGUCAAUAGAAUAUGCGGUGCGUACGAACCUAGCUCAUUUUCAGAAUUGGUCUGAUGUGGUGAUAUGUGAGGAGUCUUUGGAAUGGGAGGGCAGAACCAUUAAACUAGUGUCAGGUAUUCCUUCUGAACCUUUAUCCAACGGCGAAACUGAAGAUGAUGGGAGUCCUAGUAGGGAGUUCUUGUUACCUGUUAGUUUAGCUCAGUACAAGGCCGAGUCUCUUACAAUUGAGUGCUUGGAUCACGUAUUUGAUAAACUGUGUAACCCAGGAACAAAAAGGAUCAUUUUGUCGAUUGUUAAUGACGAUGGAACAAUUGUUUUCUACUUCAUGUAUAAAGGUGUUCAUAAACCAAAGAAAAAUUAA